Molecule: messenger RNA, 3867 nt
Organism: Pyrenophora tritici-repentis Pt-1C-BFP
Lineage: Eukaryota; Fungi; Ascomycota; Dothideomycetes; Pleosporales; Pleosporaceae
Source: RefSeq, a predicted model, not a curated record
AUGCAAGCAAUCGAUACCCCUACGCAGCCCUACCUGGAUCCUCGGCGCCAGCAGCGCCACCUUCAAGAUGUGCAGGCUAACGGCUAUCAUCCUGCACCUGCCGCCGGGAACUUCCUAAUGCCAGAUGCGCAAGGCGCAUUUGCCUUCUCGGCAGAACCGGCAUCCAUGGCCUACGACGGGUCCAUGGUGUCACUUGCUUCGUCCAACACCCCUGGGCAUGAAACUAUCUUCACUCCGAAUGUUGGAUCCUCUCUUGACUCUUCACUUCACCCUGACAUGUCUUACCCCCCGCCCUCUUCUUAUAAUCAAUCACAAAACUACGGUCUUUCUCCAGGUUCUUACUAUGCCAACGGUCCAAAUAUCUCACCUGCGCAUUCGGUAGAACACUUUAGCCCUGAAGCUGGUUACAUGAGUGAUCCAAACUAUCAAGAUCCCACUGCCUAUGCGACUACGACUACGAACUUCAAUGGACACCUUCUCGACGAAUUCAAUGGUCUUAGCUUUACAGAGAAUGGCUCCACCAGCAAUUUCCCAUCCUAUCAAGGGAAUGUUGACAUGUCAGUUCUAAGCCCAGGCACGCUGAACACCUACAACGCCCAGCCAUCCAUACUUCCACACAAUAACUCCCUGGAUCCACAUCACCAAUUACUGACACCCAGCGCGACCAACAAUUCUAGUCCGGCACUAGGCGAGGAAAGUUCAGCGUUCCCCUCACUGCAUUACGCAGGUAGCAUAUCGACGCCCCCCAGCCAUACCCCUCAAUUCCAGCAUGGAACGCCUGCAAAGCAGAUACGAAGUCCGGCGUUGACGAAUAGCCCUGGGAACGAGCCACUGGUGAAUCCUCGACCUCUUACGCGGCACAUGACGAGCCCCAUCGUGCGUGUAGAAAACUACAGUGGGGAAGACUCACCCUCACACUCGGACAACAGUGGACCAGUUAGCAAGCGAAGUUACGGAAGCCGACAUUCCGGGAACCAUCUAUCUCCCUACACCCACAAUGACAACUCUGAUGAGGAAGAAGAAUCACAACUGCAAAUGCAUGGGCAACCGCGAGUUCGUGGGCCAGAGCGUAAUGAAGAUGGCUCGUGGCUGGCGACAGGAUCAUCCGGGCAAACUGGCCUCAAUCCUGACCAACGCCACAGGAUAGGAGAUGUGUGGAUACCCAGUAUAGAACAGAUUGCUGAACAGCGAUCCAAGGAGGAGAAGAAACUUGAAGUGCAGGAGUGGCUCACAAAGAGCGAGGUUGGAAGCGAAGCGGGUGAUACUGGAGCCUCCAACAAUCUACUCAAGCCUAUUGCAGGCCGACGGAGAGCGAAAAGCCAUAACGAUGUUCAGCGUCGAGCUCCAGUUAGUAGCUUUGGCUUGGGUGUGCGUACCGACUUCGAUCGCAUCGACGAUAGUGGUAUACCAGGACCCGGUGUAUACGUCGAUGAGCGGAGCGAUUAUGGCGACUACGAUUACGAUGACGAGGAUUCAGCAGAACCCGAGUCCCCACCUGCCGCCAUAGAUGUCAACGCAAGCUAUGUCGAGAGUUCCUAUUUCCCUCCUACCCAAGAGACAAUGUCAAAGAUUGGCGGCAUUGUCAAGCCAUGGGUAGAUGUGCCGUCACAAUCACCACAGAUUUCGAACCCCUCUGCUCGCUAUCAGCCACCUACUUCAAAUGCCGCAAUGAUGCGUUUCCGUUUACGGGCGAAGGAUGUCGAACAAGCAUCACUUGCCGCUACUGUUGGUUCACGCCGUCUCAGCGAGUCAGAUCUUGGUAGCCUUCGUGCAUCACCAGGUGUAGCCAAACUGAUUGAACCUGACCCGAAGAAGAGCAAGGAGCGACAGCGCCGCCCCAGCUUCUUGGAAAAUAUACUCCCCAAGCGCGCACCGAGUGGUCUCCUGAAACGCAAAAGUAGCAUACCUGUACAACAACCCGAUCCAAUUCCAGAGAAAUCAAGAGAACCCAGCAUCGAUAAGCCGAGGCGAAUCGGUAGUUGGGGCCGUCCAAAAUCGCCCCGGGUUGACUCAAACUUGAGUAGUAACAGCAAAGAUGGAAAUAUGACAGGUUUCACUGGACUGUCUACAUCAACAGGGCCGUGGUACAAGGGUCCUCGAAACGUUAUCAAACGCACCCGAAGCAGAAGUGACAUAGGCAGGUCACCCGGUCUCGCUGAGCUCAUGACACAACAUGGAGGUCCACCUAUGCCUAUGCUGGCCUCGCCACUUGCCGACACUGAAGCUACCAAGCCCUCUGCACAGCCAAGUCCAGCUGGAGAUGACGAGGAUGACGAUCAGGACCCCGUAUCUAUGGAUCUCUCAGUUCGCACUGAUCCAAUCAUUCCGACCUAUGAUGGGUUCCGGACUCAUGCUCGACAGCUCAAUCCACGCCUGGCUGACUUCAUGGUUGAACGCAUCACCCAGGAACAGAUGCGCAGGUACAAAAGGCUCUUGGAGUUUAAAGUCAAGCACCUUAGCGCCGUGCAGAAUAAAGCGUGUGCAUCUGGUGGAUUUUGCACGGAUCUUGGUGGCGAGGCAAAAUCGCUUCCUCCCCGAGCCGGAGCAAAGGACGCCGAUGCCCCUUUCAUCGGUUUCCAAGUGUCUGGUCCUGGAUCUCCGGAGGAAGAUGGCGAGCCUCUUCUAGAGGGUAAUGUUGCCCCGGCUGCGUUCCCGACAGGAGUGCCGUUACCCCCAGUCAAACGACUUCCGGCUGAGUUUGAGUGUCCGCUGUGCUUCAAAGUCAAGAAAUUCUACAAACCGUCUGACUGGACUAAACACGUGCAUGAGGAUGUCCAGCCCUUCACCUGUACCUUUCCUAAUUGCGGCGAGCCCAAGUCAUUCAAGCGUAAAGCUGAUUGGGUUCGACACGAGAAUGAGCGACAUCGUCAAUUGGAAAACUGGACAUGCCAUAUUGCCGAUUGCAGCCACACAUGCUACCGAAAGGACAAUUUUGUACAGCAUCUGGUUCGAGAGCACAAGAUUGCCGAACCACGCCAACGUACUGGUAGAGGGGGAAACAAGGAGGCUUCAGCGACCGGCGAUCAAGGUACAAAGCGUGAUAAUCCGUCAUCAGCAACCACUAAUGCAUACACAGACGAUAUCUGGACUAUUGUCGAGCAAUGUCGCCGCGAUACGGCAAAGCAACCAAAGGAUGAGCCGUGCCGAUUCUGUGGGAAUAUCUGCAACAGCUGGAAGAAGUUGACUGUCCACCUAGCGAAGCAUAUGGAACAGAUCAGCAUGCCCAUUCUUCCGCUUGUAGACCAGAAGCAUCUCAACGCGGAUAGCAUCAUAAGCCCCGUUGUAGAGCUACCCGAGAGCCGCAAACUUUCUAUUACGCCCAGCCGCUCAUCAGUUGAUAACCCGUCGCGAUACAACCCCAAGGCAGCCUAUGCACCUGGUAUUGACCCCAAAAGCCUGUUCUCGGAGGACCUGAAGCCGCAAGGUGUAUCGGCUACCAUGCAAACGUAUCCGCCACCACAAAUGGUACAGACCAGUGGGUAUGCCAACUACGUUGCGAACAACACGGCUUCCUAUUCCAAUCAAACAUAUCCAGGACUUCAAGCCCCUCCGAAGCCACAGAUCGGUUACGCAAACGGGUUGACGGUGCGUCGUCAGCCAUACCAGAAUGGCAACAUGCAAAACGGACUUGAGCAGUAUGGAAUGACACCAAUCAGUACUGUUCAACAACAGCAGUCACUGUACACAGACUCCCCGAUUGACACGACGACUGCGCCUUUUCCUUCCUAUUAUACACCUGAUACCCAGGCUUUGACUGCUGAGAUGUCCUACGAUAAUAACAACGGGAUGCAAUAUCAGGGCAGCACGUACCCGGCCAUGUCAUAUCUAACGGCACAGCACAACUACCAAUACCAGAACCAGCAAUAG